AUGGCUCGGUCCCCACUCAACAAUGCGCCUUGCUGUCCUCGAAUACGAAAUGGACUUGUAUAUCUCACAUUCAAGAUGAAGCCAGUAUCGUGGAUUCGCCGACGGGACCUGCACGUACUCACCACAGCCUCUUACACGUACACUACGGACUCCCGCUUCCGUGCCAUCCACGCCAGGAAGUCGCCGUACUGGGUCCUACGCAUCGACAACCCGACGGUGAACGACUCUGGGGUUUACGAGUGCCAGGUGUCAGCGCAGCCCAAGAUCUAUCGCCGGUUCCAUCUAUCGGUCGUGGUGCCGCGUGCCACCAUCGUUGGCACCAGUGCCGUCUUCAUGAAGGCGGGGAGUGACAUCAAUAUCACCUGCAUUAUCACGGGAGCAAGUAAGGCGACGCCCGUUACCUGGUACCAUAUAACGCCUCAAUCACGCAGCACCAUCAUGGAGGAGCUGAACUCCGGGACGCGAGGCGGGGUCCAGCUGGUGACCGACAGGCGGGCGGGCACCAGCUGGCUCCUCGUCACCCAGGCCACGUGGAGAGACGCUGGGAACUACACGUGCGCCCCCGCCCACGCCACGCCCGCGUCCGUGUCGGUGCAUAUACUUGAUGAAAAGACGCCCGCGGCGAUGCAGCCCGACCUGCAAGCCAGCCCCGGCGCCCCGGCAUCGCCCUCUUCCUCGUCCUCCUCCUCUUCUUCCUCUUCCUCUUCCUCGGCCUCUUCCUCCACCUCUGCCCGUCCUCCUGGCUUCUUCGGUGUCUUCUCCCUCUCGCUCAGCCUUGUCUAUGUUCACAGAUUAUUCUUCAAAAUCAUAAACUUCCUCUGUUGCUGGUGCUUGAACUUUGAAACUUUGUCUCUUUGAAAUUCACGAAAGAGAGAGAAAAAAAGAGAAUAAUAUAAGAUAUAUACAUGUAUAUAUGAUUAUAAAAGACGAAAAGAAAAUACUUAUUUAUGAAAUGAAUACGCUUAGAUGUCAUUCAUCCUUUCCUUAUAUUCCCUUUCUUUUUAUCCAUGCGAAAGUAGGCCUUACUGAAUUCAAGCGUAAGGCCUCCUUUGCUGUGACAGCGAUAUGAACACAUAGACUAACACGUGAUUCACCAACACAGUCGAGAUAAGGACAGACAACCUCCUAUUGUUUUGCUGGUCUCUCCCAAGUUGGUUCAAUAGUGUACAAGCAUGAGCGCCGUGUUUAGGGU
Molecule: messenger RNA, 1192 nt
Organism: Penaeus chinensis
Lineage: Eukaryota; Metazoa; Arthropoda; Malacostraca; Decapoda; Penaeidae
Exons: 6
Coding region: 1-858 (285 amino acids)
Biological process (GO): synapse organization
Cellular component (GO): neuron projection membrane
Source: RefSeq, a predicted model, not a curated record